Talaromyces stipitatus ATCC 10500 is the source of this 999-nucleotide messenger RNA. Its product is annotated as Sterol desaturase family. Lineage: Eukaryota; Fungi; Ascomycota; Eurotiomycetes; Eurotiales; Trichocomaceae. The transcript is spliced from 2 exons. The coding region runs from base 1 to 966 and encodes 321 amino acids. The record is from RefSeq and is a predicted model, not a curated record. Gene Ontology annotation, molecular function: C-4 methylsterol oxidase activity; iron ion binding. Gene Ontology annotation, biological process: ergosterol biosynthetic process.
AUGCUCUUCACAGGCCUCAACUUCCUCUUCUUUUGGAUGACAUGGACAACCCUCGUAUUGUCGCAUUCUCCACUUCGAGUCGAACUGUUCGGCACUCUCGCUAUACGACUGGUUUUCUACCUUGCACCUUCAGUCUUCUUUUUUCUAUUUGAUACUAUACUUCCCUAUGCGGCUUCCUCUGUCAAGGCGCAAGGCCAUAUUGCGCUCCCAUCGGGCCAUAAGCGUCGCAAAAUCAGUCGCAAGGAAGUCAAGAUCAUAGGAUGGUCGUUAUUCAAUAUUCUGCUUAGUAUUGUAGUGCAGGGCGCUGCAGAAUUCACUUUGACUACAUUGCUUCGGAGAAGGAGCUUGAUCAAGGUUGCUGUGCGAUUGCCGUAUCCCUGGGGGAUAACUACCGAUAUUGUAAGGGGUUUUAUACUAAGAGAAAUCUUGAAUUAUUCUAUUCAUCGUUUUGUACUUCACAAUGAAAGGCUCGGUAUUACGCGACUCCACGAAACUUGGUAUCAUGGCCUGAGAGCACCCUGGCCGUUGACGGCCCAUUACGACCAUCCACUUUGUUACUUGCUGUGGAAGUUCCUUCCCUUAUACGUGCCUGCUGCCCUAUUCCGUUUCCAUAUGAUCACAUACAUGGUCUUUCUCGGACUCGUGUCUCUCGAAGAAACCUGGACACACUCCGGCUACUCUACCGUUCCCUUAGGAUUUGUGCUAGGUGGAAUGGCUCGACGCACGGAAAUGCAUGUAAUUUCAGGCGGAGAUGGGAAUUACGGCGCUUGGGGAAUUUUGGAUUGGCUCGGUGGUUCUACUGCUGAUGAGAAUGAUACCAUUGAAGAAGAUGUGCGAGCAGAGCUGGCGGACUUGGAUAUUGAUGCAAAAAUUCGAAAGGCUGUUCAGGAAGCGAAGAAUCAUAUGGGAGAUUCUGUUGAGAAGGAAAGAGUCAAGACAAGACGAAGGGUUAACGGCAAUUCUUGAUAGUGUAUAACAGUAUACCGCAGAUGAUCUAUG